Messenger RNA from Strigops habroptila (Kakapo), 4985 nucleotides. RefSeq names its product family with sequence similarity 110 member C (gene FAM110C). Gene Ontology annotation, molecular function: alpha-tubulin binding. Gene Ontology annotation, cellular component: cell cortex. The coding region runs from base 198 to 1295 and encodes 365 amino acids. Lineage: Eukaryota; Metazoa; Chordata; Aves; Psittaciformes; Psittacidae. Gene Ontology annotation, biological process: regulation of cell projection assembly; positive regulation of cell migration. The record is from RefSeq and is a predicted model, not a curated record. The transcript has 2 exons.
CGCGCACACGCGGCGCCCCGACGGCAGCGGCGGGUGCGCGCAGGUGAGCUGGGCCCUCGGCGGGGCGCCCGCGCAGUCCUCGACCCUUUGCCUUUGCCUUUCCCCUUUCUUUUAGUGGAGUUUUUUUACGGUGUUUUUCUUGGUUUUCUCCGUUCCCUGCCAGGACUGGGAGCAGGACCCGCGCCCCUGGAACUGCUAUGCCAACUGAACUCCGCCAGGCCGUGAGAAUGCACGCCAUCUCCGACCUGCAGUCCUCCCUCACCCUGCGGCUCCUCAACAAGGGGCCCGAGUACCUCCGCAGGCAGAUGGAGGCCGGCAACCCCGGCAGGAGAAGUGCUGUGGAGAGGCUGGCAGCCGAUAAGGCCAAGUACGUAAAAAGCCAGCGGGUAAUUAGCACCACGCAGGAGCCCGUCAUCGUGCUGAGCUCAGCCUCGGAGAGCAGCAGCGAGACCUGCUCGGUGGAGGGCAAGAAACCCAGCAGGGACUUUGGGAGAGGGAAGGGCGCAAAGCCGCUGGAGCUGGCGAAGGCGGUGUACUCCUGCCGGGCCCCCCUGCAGCACGGCCCCCCCAUAGCCAGGCGCAGCACCCCCAGGAGGCACAUGCGGCCGGACUCUCUGGUGAUUUACCGCCAGAAAUGCGAGUUCGGGAAAGGUCAAAGCCAGGACAGCUCACGGGGGAGCUUGGUGAGGAGGAUCUUCCAAGGGUCUGUAAAAGAGAAGCAGCUGGCUUCCCCUGAGAUGCCCAGAGUCAUGGAGGACACCACAGCCACCGAGGGCAAAGAUCCUCUCUCAGCAAAAGACAGUGACCAUGAGCUGAGCAACCACGGAGCUGAGCAAGCCAUCGCUGUGAGCACUGAAGCAGCAGGGGUAUGUACAAAAGAGCACGAGAGACCCUCAAAACUGAGUAUGCCUCCUGAGGAGGUUAAGGAGGUGAAGAGGAGAGGUCUCCAUCGCUCCCAGUCGGACAUCAGUUCUCGCUACUCCAAGUCCUUCUCCGAGUUUGAUACAUUUUUCAAGUACUGUGGCCUGGAUCAGGAGGUCGUUGAGGAUCUUGGGAGAGAGAACUUCUCCGUGGUGUCUGACAAUGUCUCCUUCAAGAUCCGCAGCAUCAGCGUGGCAACAUCUGAGAGCGACUUCACAAGGCACAGCGGGGAUGAGGGGCUGCUGGAGGAUGAACUCACGGAGCAGGUCCCGAGCAGCACCUCUGUGAUUGAGCGCAAUGCUCGGAUAAUCAAAUGGCUGUACACGUGUAAGAAAGCCAAGGAGGCUAACAAAGUGAUCCAGGAACUGGCAUGAUGGCUUCUUUCAGCGUGCAUUGCAGCCUCAAGAAUCCUUGACUUGGAAGUUGAACAAAACCAGACACAGGAAGAAACUCUUCCCUCAUCUGGCUCAUGAAUGCUUUGUCCAAGUUUAGUAUUUUAUUAUUGCUUCCUACCCUCGUCCCCCUUCCUCUUACCACAAACACAGGAGCUUCUAAGAGCACAAUGACAAGUGGAGAUUGUGAACUGUGCCCCAGCAAGGCAGCGGGAAACGAGAGCUCCUGUAAAACCAAAGUGUGGCAGCAGCUGCCAUCCACGAUAACACUCAGCAUCAGCUCACUGCCCCAGGAUGCCAUUCUGGGCUGUGACAGAAGGUCUGUGUUGUGCAUCCACCUCUUUCCAGCACUGAAUUUGUCAACAGUGAUGGGGGGAGAAAGUGGGAAUGAAGUGGCAAUGACCUCUGGGUCAGGUGUUUUCUUGCAGGCAGACAGGCUCCACCCGGAUGUUCAAAGGCUCUGUCUUGCCAGGGCUGUUUGACCAGGGCUCAUCCUGAUAUCAUUAGACGUUAUUUGUUUGGCUGGUGAGGACUAACUGUGGCAGCUUUAUCUGGGAUACUUGGCGAACAUGUUGUAAGCUAAAUCCCUGCCAAGCCUCUCUUUCUCUGAGAGUAUUCAAGCCAAACUGGAGUACCUUGUAUCCAUCUAGUUUGCUCUGUCACACAGCUUGCUCAAGCCAGUAGGGAGUAGCCUUUAAAACCCUGCCCAAAAUAUUUUCAGGAGCAUGUUUCCAAGAAACAGGUAGUUAAAAAUAAGGGAGGGUUUUGCAUUUUUACUGCCUUGCUGCAGUACAAUUGCUACAAUGCACAUGUACACAGGCUUCUCCACUUUGUUUGCAGUAUGUCUCCAACUCUGACAUUGCAAACAUUGCAAGGUUUGGCAGAUUGUGGUUUAGCACAUUUAAUUUUAUGCACUGUGAGCAGUAGGCUUAGGAAACUCUAUUCCAGGCUAUGUAAGGCCACGCUUCCCUAGCAUGGGUCUGGAGUAGGGGCUGUGCUUGGGAUGUGCAGGACAGCAUCUCUGCGCUGCAAGGCAAGAAGUCAUGUUAGGGCAUAGCAGUGCCAGCUGAAUGUCCUGAUGGGGUGGAACGCCCAGUGUAGGCAGCACCUUACUCACUAUCAUCAGUAAAAUGCUUCAUUUGGACUGGCUGAGCGAAAUGUGUUUUAAAAGUUGAUAAAAAGUACUUUAGAUCGUCAGCGUAGUGAAUGAGGCCUCUACAAUAACUCAUGGAAUUUGCUGGCAGUGCCUCAAACAUUUACCUCAAUCUGUCAUUGCUUGCUAAAAAAUGUCUUGCACCAAAGCAUUUCUUUGUGGACACUGCAAACCACACAAAAAUGCACAAUCCCUUCCUCCCCCCAGAAAAGAAACAGUCAAAGCCAAAUCCGGUUUCCCUUUCAGUUGCACCAAUGCCCCUCUAUGAUAGCUGCACAGCUGGCAUAACAGUGACUUGAGGGUCCUGCAGAGGUUAAAUGUUUACUUUGUGUUGCCAUGGAUGUGGAGUCCUGGUGUCUGACUUACCUGACCACCAGAUCUGCAGUGUGAGGAGUCCAGAAACACCAACUUUCAUACUCCGCAUUCCUCCUGCCUGCACCAUGGCAGCUCCCACCGCUGCCUCUCCUGACCUAAAACAGCUGCUGGCACAGCUGGGUGAAUGCCGACCUGAAAUGAGCACUCAAGCUGUGUUUCUGAAGUGUUUGCCACUGUCAGUAAAUACAUCUGGAGGAGCAGAAGGGAUGAGGGUAAGCAUCAAGGAUUCAAUAAAACAUUGGUGGUAGGAGGAACCUACACCAACGUUGCGCACUGGAAGAGUUGCCCUUCAGGUGCUCAUCACGCGGUUUAGUCGAUAUCAGUUAAAUUCACAGCGAGAUCAUCUGGGUUCCAUUUUUAUAUCUGUUAAAUGUACUUGUCAGUUCUCAAUUACAGACAUGGUCUGGGAAUGCAGGGCAUUUGUCUUCAUUUUCUAGUGUUGUGUACUAAGGUUUACAUGUCUGAAGUUGUUGAGAUGGAUGGAUAACAAUUCCAGAUAAAAUAAUUGUUGAACCUGCUUUCCACUUGGGAGAAAACUAAAUAGUUUGCGAGUGAGAUUCUGCAAACUUAAAGGGAAGGUAGUACAUAAGGAUAUUUUGAUGAAAUAAUGAAAUCUAUAUGUAUAUUUGUUACAUUAUUAUUAAAGGAUGAUUCCCAGAAAACUCCAACCCAAGAUGCUGCUAAUGUUGUAAGAUCUGUGCACCUAAGGUGCAGGUUUUUAAGGGAUGCAGUCUAGGUUUAUUAGUCAGGAACGCAACUUGGCGUAUCUGUUCUUUUCAUGCUCACUUUGCAAGGUGCUGUACUACAUAAAUAUUUAUAUGCAUUUGUCAGAGCUAAGGACUGCUUUUCUUUGAAAAUACGGGUGACUGUAGACUGUUCAGGCUGCAAGAAAAAUGUUUUGUGUUACAAAUCGGUGCCCUGCCGUUGAAGAGUAUUAUUUUGUUUUGUUUUCAAGAAAAAAUUUGGUUUCAAUUUCAAACUUCUGUUUGUUUUUGCUCUUUUAGUUGAGCAGCUGCCAAAAGUUAAGAUGAAAGAUGUGUUGGUCAUGAGUUUUCAAUGUUAGAAAUAUGUUUAAUUUGCUUGAAAGUACUGAACGUCAGCCUUUCUCAAAAUUGAUGAAGGUUUUACAUCAAAGGUCAGAAAAAUCAGAGCUGGCACCAUUAUUAAUGUUUUUUAACCCCUCUUUUUGUCUUUAUGAACAGUUCAGUUUUGUGUGCCAUACUGACGUGUGGCAAAAUUUCCCUGGCUUUGUUCAAACUCCAUUAUGAACCCCAAGUUCUCCCAAGUAUCAUUUGUUUCAGAGACCAUGUGGACCCAUCUAAGAUCUUCCCCUGAUAAGCUAUAGAUUCCCUUUAUUUAAUAAUAACUUCUGGGUAAGCCAAUAACCUGCCUUUCCCAGUAUGCCAGAACAACCGUAGAUGACAAUCCUUCUUUCUCUGUACAUCUUGGGAAUGGGUAGUUCAGUACUUUUCCAAAGAGUAAGAGCUCCGGGCUUCACUCAGCUCCAGUUACUGUUACGUGUAAAGUCUUUUCUUUCCAGUCUUUUGGGAAACCUAGAACUGGGGCUGAGGGCAAAGGCAAGUCAUAAAUUGAAUUAUUUUGUUUGACUAGAAUUAUGUAAACUAAAACAGUCAAAUGGAGUGCAGGUGUGCAUUGCUAAGUGCUAUUUCUACUCAAGUGUUUCAGGGUGCUCCAGUGCUGUGAUGAGGGCAAUGUCCAUGGCUGUACUGUAACAGGCAAAAGGUGCAAAGUCUGGGUUUUAUAGCCUAGAAUAAGUAUUUGCAAGAAGGGCAUCAGAGACUGUAAUCUUUGCAAUAUAUUGUAAAUAUUACUGUACAGAAAUCUAUAAGCAAGAAAUACAGAUUGUUCUAUAAUACAUAUAUUACUUUUCUAAGGGAUGUGAGCCAUUGUGUUUAGUAAAAUGGGCCAGACAUUACAAUCAUGGGGAUUAAGCAGAAACUUUCUCCUGGGAGCAGGUUGUCCUGUCAUUGCCUCCUGUGAAGUUUCUUACAUCUGCUUUUAAAUCCUUGGAAAUGGAGUACUGGUCAGAUCUGGAAUGGAUGUUUCUAAGUUGCUAUGUUUAUAUUCCUGUGAAAGAACCUGUGUGCUAUUGAAUGCAUACAAAUAAAGUUAUCACUCUGAAA